GCCUAAUUCUAAACAAAACAAGAUAGAUAUCUAUUCAUUUUUACCCGUUUUGAUUUGAUUUUUCGAUUUGUAUACAUUCUUAUUUGUAGUGAAUACCCUUAAUUACGGUCCAAAUGUGAUAAUAGAAAAACACAAAGGACCAACAAUAUAAAUUUAAGGAAGCUGUAGAACCAAUAGAAAUUCAGCAUUGGAUCCGAAAUUCACAAGCCACAAAUUUAGAUACGCUUAUUAACACGUGUAGAGAUCUGCGUCCAUACAAAUUACCCACUCACCUCAACUAAACUUCGGUCCCACGCGCCCACUAACUCGAAAAACACUGACCACAAACUUCCUCUGCACACAAUUCCACUCUCUUGUCUUGUACCCCAAAAAGCCAAAGUUACUAUGUGAAUCUCCGGCAUUCGUCUUUUGUGAAUCUCGAUUACCUCUGUUGAUUCUCCGGCGAAAUAUCGAUUUUCGGUGGCGCGUUUUCUUUUGUUGGUGGAAAUGUGUAGGUGAUCCAGUAAAGAAAAAUCGGCCAUGUUUGAGCUAAAUUUGAAGCGUUUUGGAGUAGAUAGACAUUGUCGGUUCUAUAGAUAUGUUUAAUUGGAACGACAAAGAGCUAACGGAUAUAAUAUGGGGAGAAACUGGUGAGAGCGAUGACCACAUAGUGCCACAUCCUGAUGGAAGUGAAGGGAAAGCUCCAUCUUAUGGAGAUAACAUUAAGAAAGAAUGGGCUGUGGAAGCUUCUAACAUCAAGCCUACUGAUCAGAAGAAAUCUACAACUAAAACGGAUCUGAGUAAUAUUAAACUAGAUGGCAGUUCAAAACAUGAUAGUGGUGGAGCUAGCAUCACAGCUGGAUGCAGGAUGGAAUUGGGCGCUGAUCUAUCAUUGACCAAUGCUACAAAGAGUAAUCAAUAUUCCUUGGGUGCUGAAGCAUCUAAUAAUCUGACCGAAGUUCCAAAACAUGAAUGUCUUCGAGAUGAGGGAAAUCGGCUUGGUGACGAUUCUCGAGUUCUUCACCAUCAGAAUGAGGAACUGGAGCAAGGUGAUUUUAUUGAUUAUGGAUGGGCUAACAUUGGAAGUUUUGAUGACCUUGAUAAGAUAUUUAGCAACAACAACCCACUAUUUGGAGAUACAAGCCUUCCUAACACUCUCGACCUAUGGUCAUCUUGUAAAGAUGUUACAAGCAGCCCAGAUAAGUCUAUUCCCUUGUCUAUUGACUCUCCGAGGUUGGCGCUAGGAUCUCCGGGAAGCCCAUCCAAAAGAUUAAAAGUUAAAACCGAAUACAGGCUAGACCGAGAGAAGUCCUCCACUGCUGAUGAAGAAAAUGUUAAUGACAUCACAUUUAAUGUACCUCUGUGCACUGAUGCUAGGGACCAUGGUGGAGGCAAAAGUAUGCUUUUACCGAAGCAAAAGGAAUUAUGUGGAUCCUUGUCUCCUCACCUGAACAAGUUUGGCAUGCCAUCUGUAACGAAUCAACCUUGUCCAGCUUCAGAUCUCAGUCAACAAAGUCAGCUUCAAGGACCAGAAUGUUUGCAGCACAAACAUUUUCCAGGUCCUUUUUUUGCUUCUUCUAUCUAUGGGGAUACGGGUAAUUAUUGUUUUCCCAUGCCUGUCUGGCCACAGUUUCAUUCUGGACAAGCAAUCCAUCAACAUAUCAUUUCAAGUUAUAAAGAUUCUCCAGGCAAUUCAAAUCAUUUCAACAAGUCUCAAGAUGCUUCAUCAAAAUCUUUGAUGAUGACGCCUCAAGAAAAAAUUGAAAAACUAAGAAGGCGGCAGCAAUUGAGAGCAAUGCUUGCCAUUCAGAAACAGCAGCAGCAGUUUAGCUAUCAAACUGCAAAGGAAGGGGGAUCUCUUGAAGAGAAUUUGAGCUGUAUCCCUUCUCUGGACCCAAGCUCACCUUUAGAACAGGGUGACUCCAACACGGCUUGUUUGGCAGUUGAAAAUUCCUCAGUGGAAGACACGGCAGUGUAUCUUCUUCAGGAUGUUAUCUCAAAGUUGGACCUCAAAAUAAGACUCUGUAUAAGAGAUAGCUUGUUCCGACUGGCUCGAAGUGCUACACAGAGGCAAUGUGGCAAUGAUAGUUGCAGCACCAAGAAGGGUGGAAGAGAAGUCAGCAAAAAAGAAAUAAACACCAAUAACAGACCACCCUAUGUAGAGACUCAGACGAAUCCAAUAGACCGCACUGUAGCUCAUCUGCUCUUCCAUAAUCCGUCGGAGUUGCCAUCAACACUUGCUGAAUUUCCCAAGUUAUCAAUGUUUUCUAUGCUCAAUUGUGAAAGAAAAGCAAUUGGUUCACCAAGCUUUCCAGACAGAUUUUUGCAAGAGAAUUCUGAAACUAAUUCAACCACAGCUCACCAGGGACCAAAUGCUUCGGCCUCUGAUAAUGAAGUGGAUAUAAUGAAAAGUAGCCCCUGCAUUGAGUGUUUUGAGAAUGCAUCAAACAAUGAAGGAGCAGAUGCUAGUGUUAUUGGGGUUGAAGCCGCAUCGUGAAAUCAUCCCAUUGUCAGAUAUAUACAAGGGUGACUUCGUCCAUUUAUCUUAUGAUGAUUAUCAAUACUUAAUCCAUGGCUGAAGAAAUUCACUACUUAUGAGGAUCCUCUCUUUCGUUAUCAGCCAACUGGACACUGAGCAACCAUGAGUUUACAAGAAUUGAAAUUUGUGCCCUGGAAGAAACUUUUUUUAUUCUGGUGUGGUGCUUUUUCUCUUACCUUCUGUAAGAAAACUAAUUGCAGCAGACUUCUGUAGGUAAAUGAUGCUAGCUCGUAUAUGUUAUGCUAUUGUUUUUUGUUGUACUGAAGGUUUUCAGACUAUAAACAUACAUACUUCAACAGUUCAACUUGAAGUCCCGAUAUUGUAAUUUGACCACACACAGCGUGUGCCCUAUGUCUUUUGUUUUGAGAUUUUCAAUUUGGAACUCCAACGUGUACUGUUCUAUAUGAUAAUAGAUGCUCAUUAUUAAGGUUGGGGCAA
Molecule: messenger RNA, 2956 nt
Organism: Capsicum annuum
Lineage: Eukaryota; Viridiplantae; Streptophyta; Magnoliopsida; Solanales; Solanaceae
Product: protein LNK2
Exons: 7
Coding region: 578-2476 (632 amino acids)
Biological process (GO): circadian rhythm; regulation of DNA-templated transcription
Source: RefSeq, a predicted model, not a curated record